UAACACGCAUACGCGUUUUGAAGGAAAAAGUAAAAAACGGAUCGAAAAAGUAUUUUGUGCGAUCGAGAAAAAAUUCGGAAAGAUAAUAAGGGGCAGGUUGAUGCUCGUAAUUGAUCGAAUUUUAUUCCGUGAAACUUGUCCGUGGACAUGUAACUUAUAUAUAUUAUAUUAUGUUAUAGAAUAGUUGGAAACGUACAAUGGCGUAGAGACAGUUCGUGUUUUGUUCUAUCAGCUGAUGGACUUGAUGGAUUGUUGUACUUACCAAAACAGAAGACAUAAGCAGUAAAUCCAGUCUUUUGUCGCAAAAUAUGUUACGAUGCGUGAUACUGUGUGCAUUAUAAUAAGCUAACUCGAGGCACCGAAAGAUUUUUUUUUCCGACUUAGCAUCGACUCCAUUAUUCACUGUCAUUGAGCAUAGUGUUUUCAUCUGAGAUCUUUUGUAAACUUGUAACAAUGGGGGCAGCUGUAAGCAGUGGACAAAAUAACGAUGAAUUAGUUGAUAACUUAAUGAAAUCUGGAUAUAUAAGAACAAGAAAAGUGGAAAAAGUAUUUAGAGCUAUUGAUAGAGCAGACUAUGUUUUACCAUCUCACAGAGAAAGAGCUUACAAUGAUCUUGCCUGGAAACAUGGUAACAUUCAUUUAUCUGCACCAUGUGUAUAUAGCGAGGUGAUGGAAAGCCUUUCAUUGGAACCAGGAUUGAGCUUUUUAAAUCUUGGAUCAGGAACUGGUUAUCUCAGUACAAUGGCAGGACUCAUAUUGGACCAACAUGGAACAAAUCAUGGUAUUGAGUUGCACGAAGAUUGUUUAAAUUAUGCGUACGAGCGACUAGAAGAAUUUAAGCAGAAGUCAUUAGCACUGGAUGAAUUUGAUUUCUGUGAACCAGUUUUUAUACAAGGGAAUUGUCUGAAUGUUGCACCUGGUAGGCAGUAUGACAGAGUAUAUUGUGGUGCAGCAUGUCCCGAAAAUUACGAAGGAUUUAUUAAACAAUUUGUAUGUGUCGGAGGUAUCCUCGUAAUGCCGUUUAAAAAUCAUUUGCUACGUGUACUCAGAAUAGAUGAAAAUACUUGGAUACAGUUUAAAAUGCUUCCCGUAUCGUUCGCAAAGUUAGUCUUGCCUACUACUUCAGAGCAACCGUUAUUCCACUUACCUGAAUGUGCUCCAUUAUCUUUACAAGAACUAUGCAGAGGUAAGAUCAGGUACUGUUUGCGGAGAAAUGUAUGGAAGGAACACAAAGAUCUGGAAACGAAAAAAGUAAUUCUAUUAGAACGGCGAAGAUUUGGUCCUCCACAGCAAACCCCCUUAACAAGAUUUCUAGUUCCUGUGAUGAGAGAAUCUGAUGAAUCGGUGUCGGAUGAAUCAGCGUCAGAUGAAGAUGAUGCACUUACGAGAAGGAUAUGCAUGUUGCUCAGUGUAAACACUGAUCCUAGAGAUCUGUACGCAACUGCUCAAGUACGAGCUAUCUUACUGUGUAACAUGAACGAAAGACAGAAUAGGCAAGUAGUAAACAGUAAUGGUAACGUUGACUGGAACAAUCAGAAUCCUGAAAAUUCUUCGGAUAGUGAUAAGUCCGUUUCGCGGACAGAAGAAUCAAGCAAUGUACAGACUACUUCCAAUUCGACAGAUGCAAAACCUGAGAAUAAAGCAGAGGUACAGAAUUUCACCAAUGUCAGCGAAACCUAUUUGAAUUUACUGAAACAUACUGAAACGUUGUUGAAUAUAAGUGAAAGUGAUAGCGAAACAGAACAGGACGAGACUCUUGUUCAGCGUAAAAAAAUGGCUAAACGGGAGAAAACGGACAGCAGUAUCGUAGAAGACGUAAACUUGAGCAACGAAGAUAAUAGCCCUAGAUCGAAUACCGGUCAGUCAGACUCAGAACCUGUCGAUCCUCCGGACAUGGCGGAACCGAUGGACAUCGAACCUUCCAAUAGCCCCUGUGACCAAGAAACAAUAGAAGCCCGUUACGUGAACAGUAAUGCCUUUUCUACGUAUAUGAAAGAGAAAAUACAUGAGUUACCAUUACCUUUCUCAUCAAAGUUGUACCUAAAUUAUAAUCGUAAUCUGUAAUAUAAGUACAUUACAUACACGAAUCAUAUUAAUCUAAUUUAAAUAAAUAAAUAUAUGUAUAUAUAUAUAUAUACACAUACAGAUGACUUAA
Molecule: messenger RNA, 2155 nt
Organism: Bombus huntii
Lineage: Eukaryota; Metazoa; Arthropoda; Insecta; Hymenoptera; Apidae
Product: protein-L-isoaspartate O-methyltransferase domain-containing protein 1-like
Exons: 5
Coding region: 454-2064 (536 amino acids)
Biological process (GO): protein modification process
Cellular component (GO): cytoplasm
Molecular function (GO): protein-L-isoaspartate (D-aspartate) O-methyltransferase activity
Source: RefSeq, a predicted model, not a curated record